This is a messenger RNA of Haliotis rubra (blacklip abalone), 1388 nucleotides long. RefSeq names its product interferon-induced GTP-binding protein Mx-like. Gene Ontology annotation, cellular component: cytoplasm; microtubule; membrane. The transcript is spliced from 8 exons. Lineage: Eukaryota; Metazoa; Mollusca; Gastropoda; Lepetellida; Haliotidae. Gene Ontology annotation, molecular function: microtubule binding; GTPase activity; GTP binding. Bases 153 to 1292 code for a protein of 379 amino acids. The record is from RefSeq and is a predicted model, not a curated record.
GGUGGGAUUUCCAGCAAUAAUAGCAAGAAUCUAUAGGAGCGGAAGCGCCCGCUCUAACUAGUCUGGCGCGAGCUUCGUGAAUUUCGUCGUGUAAAUUUUAUUUGGACCCAGUUUGCAAGGAAUCACAGCCCAAAGACACUCUGACAGACACAAUGGGGAGAGCCAAAAAGAGGAACGGCUAUUCCUCUCCGACCACGCCAUCGCCUGAUACUACCGAGCCAAAAACUAUAGCGUCGCCAGAGGAGAGAACAAAGGCCCUAGCCUCGUCCUUCGACGCUGAGGUGCGCCCCCUGAUAGACCUGGUCGACAAACUACGUGGGUAUGGUCUGGACAGAGACAUCAACCUCCCCGCCGUUGCCGUCAUCGGGGACCAGAGUGCCGGCAAGAGCUCUGUUCUUGAAGCAAUCUCUGGCGUUCAACUUCCAAGAGGAACGGGUAUUGUGACAAGGUGCCCGUUGGAGAUGCGGAUGAAGCACUCAGAGGAUGAGGACAAGUGGGAGGGAAAGAUAAUGUAUAAGGACAAGCAUGAUAUGCGUCAGGAGGAAGUCAUCCUGAACAGAGAGAGUGUUGGAGACCUUGUGCGGAAAGCUCAAAAGGAAAUGACAGAUGGUGCCAAGGGAAUUAGUGAUGAACUCAUUACGCUUGAAGUGACGUCAUCAGAUGUCCCUGACCUUACCGUCAUAGACCUACCAGGUAUCACAAGAAACGCUGUCGAGGGUCAGCCGUUUGAUAUCGAAGCGAGGAUUAAAAAUAUGAUCCGUAAAUACAUUAAACGCCAGGAGACCAUCAUUCUUGCUGUUCUACAGUGUAAUGUGGAUAUUGCCACGUGCGAAGCGCUCAAAAUGGCAAAAGAAUUUGAUGGCGAAGGUGGAAGAACUCUGGGGGUUUUAACAAAGCCGGACUUGAUGGACAAGGGAGCCGAGACCGGUGUGAUUAGGAUCCUGAACAACAUGGAGUUCACACUGUCCAAGGGCUACAUCAUUGUCAAGUGUCGAGGUCAGGAGGCUAUAUCGGAAGGCCAGUCCUUGAAACAGGCAUUGGAUAUAGAAGAAGAUUUCUUCAAAAGUCACAGACAUUUCAGCUCCUUGCGACCAUCUCAGUGGGGAAUCCCCGACUUAUCAUCGAGACUGUCACGAGAACUGAAAAGACACAUCAAGAAACUGUUACCGGAACUGAAGGAGGACGUGCGUCGCAAACUCCUUGAGACAGAGCGGAUGUUGCAUGAGCUCGGUGAGGAUCCUCCACAAACAGCCUCCGAGAAAAGGCAGAUGGCACUCAUGGUAAGUGAGUGAGUGCAGUUCGAGUCAGCAUUUAAAAAUAUAUCUGCUAAUGGAUGACAAUAGACUUUAAGUUAGGCUCCACGUCAGUGUUGGGCAUACACGUCAUCA